Messenger RNA from Amyelois transitella, 3795 nucleotides. It is a transcript of the gene mspo, whose product is annotated as spondin-2. Gene Ontology annotation, cellular component: extracellular matrix. The transcript has 8 exons. NCBI's taxonomy places the organism in Eukaryota, Metazoa, Arthropoda, Insecta, Lepidoptera, Pyralidae. Bases 260 to 1573 code for a protein of 437 amino acids. The record is from RefSeq and is a predicted model, not a curated record. Gene Ontology annotation, biological process: cell adhesion.
UGGCGUCCAGACGUGUUCUCCGCGUUCGAAUAUCAAAACAUCACGAUACAGGCGUGUUUUCGCCGGGACUUUAAUGAAAAAUUGAUGAAAACGUGGGUUUAACGAUCUUCCGACCAUACUGGGACGUAUUAGACUGUGUUUUUAAUUAAACUUUGUGCGCUAUACGGAUAUCGAGUGCUAUGUAGCUGUAGAUACGAUAUCAACUAAGGUGACAUGUUGUGACAGCAAGCAAUGACGUCAUCCAGCUAGUGUUGUGACUAUGUCGAUGGUCGGUGUCGAUAAAAUGGCGCGUUUUAUAUUCGUGCUACUACUGCCGGCCCUUGUGGCCGCGCUGUCACCCGGUGACACCGAUUCGUGUAAUCCGGACAAAAUGACAGUGUAUCGAAUGGUGUUGCACACGUAUUGGACAAGAGAGAAAUUCCCGAAGCACUAUCCUGAUUGGCGGCCGCCGGCGCAGUGGUCGAAAGUUUAUGGUGUGUCUCACGACCGAUCGUACGUCCUCUUCCGACUAGGUCGUCGAGUCUCUCCGGCUGUUAGACAGUUCGCCGAGUCCGGUCGGUCGGAUACCCUGGGCUCGGCCCCGGGGACCAUGGACGUGUUUGGAGCCCCAGCGGUGCAGCAGGGCGCGGGGAGGACUGAAGCGGAGUUCUUUGUCGAUGGGAAUCAUUCUAGAGUUUCCGUGAUGGCGCGAAUGAUCCCGUCUCCCGAUUGGUUCAUUGGAAUCGACGGUUUCGACCUCUGUGUCGAUGGAAACUGGCUGGAUAGCAUAACCAUAGAGGUGGAUCCCCUGGACGCAGGCACUGACAACGGCUUCACCUUCACAGCACCAAACUGGCCGACGGCACCACAAGGGGUGGCGUACAGAAUCACUUCCAAAUACCCGUCGCAUCCUGCGGGAUCCUUCUUCUACCCGCAUUUGAGAAGAUUGCCUCCAAUCGCUACGUUUCAAUUCAUAAAGCUCCGCGAAUAUGAGCUCUCGGAAGUGUUCCACCGUUCCAGCGACGACCGGCGCUAUGAUGUUCUCCAGCUUGACAAACUGAGUCAUAACAGCAUCGAUGUGCUGGACGGGAACCGAGCAUUGUCGAUAGCUGAAGAAGUCGAGAGGAACGAAGCGCCGAAGAUUUACGCCGACGGUGCCCUGACCACGCCUGAUGGGGCUUAUUCUUAUUAUACAUUGACGAACACGACAGCCAAUACGACAGAAGAGCCUCGUUCAGCCAAUGAGCUACCAACUUCAGGGCCCACAGCCAGUGAGAGAUCCGCCAUGCGAAGUUUGGCGAGGCGGUACCGAGCCCGAAGGCGACGCAAACUCCGCGCUGACAACGCUGAUCCCGCUGAGAGGAGGAAGCGGAAAAGAGCAAGACUCCUAGACUGCCGCGUGUCAGACUGGGGAGAAUGGAGUACAUGCCGCAGUGACGGUGGCUGCGUAGGAUCAGUGGUGCGCACGCGCAGAAUUAUUCGCCGCCAACGACCCGGUGGGGCGCCCUGCCCACCCACCAUGCAAUCAAGAUGGUGUGCAACCAACUGCACAACGCAACAGAAGCAAGAAGACUGGCGGAAUAAUCUCACGUAAUUCCUUUUUCAAAUUUAAAACUUAUGUUUAUCUAGUUUCUUUCUUGGAACGCGUUUAUUAGAGGCCAGUUUGAGAAUCUUUGCAAGCACGUCUCAAUUUCUUUUUAUAUUCCAUGAAAUACUCUUACCAUCUUUGUCUGUCCGUCCAGUAUCAGUUCGUUUCAAAUUCUAAUUUCAUUGAUCCUUCGUUUGGAUGUAAAUUCGUGGUGUGUAAAGAAAGUAAUCAAUAAAAUUGUUGUAAAAAAUAAAUUUAGUAAGAGAUGACUGUGAAUGUUUGGAUUAGAUAGACUUUUAUCAUUUAUCGCUGUAUCUAAGUGAGCUUGUUCGAAGUUAUUUUGAUUUCUCUGUCAAUUGUUAGGACUAAGGAUGAAGUGAGUUGAAGUGUGUAAAAUUUAAUUUGCUUGCAAAUUAAUUUUGCUCAAAUCUCCAAUUAUCUUCAGAAGAUUUAAAAAUUCAAAACUUUUUUAUGUUUAAGUAGAUAUUAGUUUAUCCUAUUUAACCUGCCAAACGCUUUUCCAUAUAUUUAGGAGAUAUAGUUAAUGAAUGUGAUUUUUCAAAUCUAGAAACACUAAUACAUUUUCAGCUCUAGUACAAAAUGAAGUGGUGUCUUAUGCUGUAAAAUUAAAUUUAUAUUAGUUUUCAAUAGAAAGUGUCAUUGUUUAAUUUCACAGAUUAUAUAAACUUCUUAACUAAAAAACUAUUAGAGCAAAAUUUUUAAUUCUAAAAGAGGUCAUGGUGAUUUUUUACACGGCGCAGAUCACUACGGAUUAACAGUAUUUGAGGUUUACAUUGAUUCUGCCUAUGGCAAAAUAUGGUCAUGAUUUACAUCUGUGCAUGCUCAUGAUUUAGAUUUAGAUCAGUGUUCCAAUUUCCGUGACUAGCCACGGAAAUCUGAUCACUGCAUUAUUUCGAUUCCCUUGUUGAAGAUUGAAGAAGCAGUGAGCAGUAUUUCUUACUGUACAAAUUUCGUUUCUAACCAUAAUUAACUGUUUUGUCAAAUCAUACUUAACUUACAUUUCAAUCAAGUUUAUUGCACAAUUUCUCCCCAAAUACCAAUUAAUUCAUUAUCUGUCAUAGCUGUAAUAAUUAAAACAACACUAAACUGCUCUCUUGAGACUAAAAUAGUUAACAUACAUAUCGUUUAGUUAAGAAUUAAAGUGACAGAAACUCAAUAAAGUGUAGUUUGUUUAGUCGAUGUGAAAUCCAAAGAACAUUUUUUUUAAUAAAGAUUAAAUGUAAAAAAGCUUCUAAUAGAUAAGUCAGUAUUUUAGAUUAUAGCUUACCUUCUAUAUGUUUUAUUUGAUGACGCAAUUCGCUUUAGUGCAAUUCAGACUAAUUUACAAAGAUAUGGACCUGUAUUUAUUGUAUACAUUUCAAAUAGUUUACAACUAAGUAUUGAAACGUAAGAAUCUAUGUCAAUUGACAAUGUUUAAGAAGUGAGAAUUAAUUUUAUCCAUUUAAAAGUUAACAACAAUUUUGAAACUACACUAGGUACAGUGGAAGACAAAAAAAAUAUAAUACAUCACUUGUAUUGGCGGUCCAUAUUGCCAUUGGGACACAUUUAGUUGUUCCUGACUUACAUUUAGGUAAUCCCAAUUUUCAGUUUACAAAUCACAAAUUAUAUAAUGUCUGCUUAUGCCAAAGAAAUAUGAAGCUUUUAAAUAUUACUAUAUCGGUUUUGUACUUCAAAGAAUUUCAACUGAUGAUCUUAAGUCCCAUGAAACUGAUUCAGAUAGUAACAUGAGAGUUGAGAAUAUUGGUUUCAAUAAUUUUAAUUAUUUGAUUAAUGAAAUUAAAGAUCACUUCAUACAUAUCCAGUCGAUCGUUCGAAAAGUAUAGCUUUUUGAGGGUUUAAACUUUAUUAUUGGAGAGAAAAAUAAUGUUCUAUGCAAUCUUUUUUUUUUGUUCUAAAGCUUACCACACAGGAAUACAAAUCAAUAUCACUUCUACUAUAAAGAAAUUUCUAUGUUACCAACGUUUUAGACAUCAAACUAUUCAGUCAAAUAUGCUUCUUGAAAAAGAAAGUUAUGCAAUAAUAUAACUAUUUUAUACUCUCAAAACUAGAAGAUAUCAAAUGAAAGUAAAGAAAUAUGGAUGAAUUGAUCUUAUUAUUAAUUUAGAUGUUAAACUAAAAAAGUUUUAGGCUAAAUAAACCGAAGCUAUAGUUGGAACUGUAAAAUAGCUAUUAUGAAAGCGAAAUGUUAACCUUAGCGUAAAUUAUUG